CUUUGGAAGAAAGCUGCUGGAAGAAAAAAGAAAGGAAAAUCUCUGUGACAGAAGCAAGUUGAAGCCAUGUUCUCAGUGCUACAGAAAACCGUCCGGCCAAUUCAGGCUGCCAGAGGAGUGCAUCAAUCUGCAGUGAAGAUCCUGAAGCAUCCAGCUCCGGAGGACACAGUCACAGCCAGUUUUGGACAGUUCAUCAGUGAAAUCAAGCCCCAGCAUUUGUCCCCUGUUGUCCUCCAGCGCAGUAAAAGGAUGGUGCUGGACAGCAUUGGGGUCGGCCUCAUUGGAAGCACAACAGAUGUCUUUGAUCUGGCCCUGCAGCACUGCCAGCACAUGUAUGCACCUGAUUUCAUCAGCUCUGUGUACGGCCGCAGCAACGUCCGGCUUUCCCCAACCCUGGCUGCUUUCGUCAACGGAGUGGCAACUCAUUCCAUGGACUUUGACGACACCUGGCAUCCAGCAACGCACCCAUCAGGGGCCGUCCUUCCUGCUGUGUUAGCGCUUAGUGACAUGAUGCCAGCCAGCAGGAAACCCAGCGGUCUGGACUUCUUACUCGCGUUUAACGUGGGCAUUGAGAUCCAGGGCCGCCUGAUGAGGUUCUCCAAUGAGGCCCGCAAUAUUCCUAAAAGGUUUCAUCCUCCCACUGUCGUCGGUCCCAUGGGAAGUGCAGCAGCCUGUGCUCGCCUCCUGUCUCUGGAUUCCUCUCAGUGCAGUCAUGCCUUGGCGAUAGCUGCUUCCUUGGCUGGAGCUCCCAUGGCUAACGCUGCCACUCAGUCUAAACCCCUCCACAUUGGCAACGCCUCACGCCUUGGGCUUGAAGCUGCCCUUCUGGCAUCCAGAGGCCUAGAGGCCAGUCCUCUGGUGUUGGAUGCUGUUGCAGGAGUGGCAGGCUUCAGUGCUUUUUAUGAAGAUUACAAGCCACAGCCGUUAGAUUCACCCCAUGAUGGCCAUGCAUUCCUGUUAGAGGAGCAGGACAUGGGCUUCAAGCGCUUCCCCGCCCAUCUGGGGAUGCACUGGGUGGCAGAUGCUGCAGCUUCUGUCCAUAAGCUUCUAGUGGGCGUUGGUCCUGGAAAGAUCUCUCCAGAUCAAGUCCAGGACAUCUUGCUCAGAGUCCCCCUCUCUAAAUACAUCAACAGGCCUUUUCCUGAGUCAGAGCAUGAGGCUCGCCACUCCUUCCAGUUUAACGCCUGCAGCGCUCUCCUGGACGGUGAGGUGACUGUCCAGUCCUUCACCCCCGGCGCCAUUAGACGACCCGAGCUUCACGCUCUGUUGAGUCGCGUUCGGCUGGAGCAUCCCCACGACAACCCCGCAAACUUCAACCUGAUGUACGGGGAGGUCCAGGUGACACUUGUGGGAGGAGACCUUCUGAAGGGACGCUGUGAUACCUUCUACGGUCACUGGCGCAACCCGCUGACCAACGAGAGCCUGAGGAAGAAGUUCAGGAACAACGCAGAGGUAGUGCUUCCAUCAGCGAAGGUUGAGCGGCUGAUUGAGGCGGUGGACGAGCUGGACAGACUUGACGAAUGCCAGGACUUACUCUCACAGCUGCAAUGAAGAUUUGCAAAUCUACACUACAAAAUAACAGAGUCUGACUAUUUAGUGCAAAGUAACCUCAAAAUGCAACAAAAAAUAUGCUGAACUUUAUAUUUAUACUAAAAAUAUUUUAUUAUCACAAAGAGUUUAAUUUACCAAAGAAGAAGAACAUUAAAAUGCUUGCUGGUGUGUAAGGUUGAGUUUCUUGAAUCUACACAGAGAAAAUAUUUAGUCUAAAAAGAAAAUCUAUAAUGUGAAUGAAAAAAGAAUGUAAUUAAAACAUCAGACAACAACAACAUGGGUCUGAAGAGGGUGUGUUUAGUUAGUGUUAUAUAGUGCUAUUUAAUAUUUAUAUAUGUUGUAUGGCUGAAUCAGUUGUUUAUUGAAAUAUUUGUUUAAGGCAAUGCCUCACAUAUUGUACUUGGCGAAUGUAGCACAUUUAUCUGGGUAUUCAUUCUAAUAAACAUGCUGAAUUCCUAAAUUGCUGUUUGCGUGUGUAAUUUUCCAGUAAAAAAUGAACUUCACCUUUUUUCCAUGCAUAUUUUUCAUGCAUUUUCCUGCUAUCACUUUUGUUACAUCUUUCGUUCAUCAGCUCAUCAAUAAUAAGAGUAGAAGGCUGCUUCAAAAAUGUUAAGCCUCUUGAUCCCAGACAGAUCAUCUGAUUAAAAUGAUCAGAUCAACGAAUGGAUGGAUGGAGACGAUAAGAGGAGUGUGAGGAACUUCAUCUUCCUCUCAUGCUUCUCCAUGCAGAAUUUAACAGCUGUGCAUCGACUUUGUCACUAGACGCUGUGUAAUGAGAAGCCAAAGAGCGGCGUGGGAUCUUGCCGUAUGCCAUAGUUUUCAUCAAAGUGAAAUAUUUCUCGGCAAAACACUGAACUGUUUUUCUCUCAGCCAAAGUCAAAAUCGGCAUGUCAGGCUUUUUAAACAUCGGUAAACAGAGAUCGGCCAGAAAACUGCAAUCGUUGCAGCCCAACUUAAGAUGGAAUACAUUCACACAUAUUCUUGACAUUCUUUGAUUAAAUAAAUUUAUCUUAAGCAUAACUCCAAUUGCUGAAAA
Xiphophorus maculatus (southern platyfish) is the source of this 2587-nucleotide messenger RNA. Its product is annotated as cis-aconitate decarboxylase-like. The record is from RefSeq and is a predicted model, not a curated record. Bases 67 to 1551 code for a protein of 494 amino acids. The transcript is spliced from 6 exons. Gene Ontology annotation, molecular function: lyase activity. NCBI's taxonomy places the organism in Eukaryota, Metazoa, Chordata, Actinopteri, Cyprinodontiformes, Poeciliidae.